AUGCUGGAUGUUGUAAUUGUUAAACUUGAAGAACUAGACGAUUUUGAUGAUCUCUCUAGGUUGAAACAAGCGUUUGGUCCUGAUUCAUUGGGAAUUAUUAUCGUGAAACAUCAGGAUCCUCAUAUAGCUUCUCUCCGAAACAUAGUACUUCUGAAUGCUUCUAAAUUAGCAAACUUACCUCCAACCAAACUUUCCCAACUUGAAUGUCCCGAGGCAUUCUGGCUUGUAGGGUGGUCACGAGGUCGAGAGAGACUUAAGAAUGGUGAAUAUGAUUUCAACAAGGGUUCUUUCUAUGCUAAUUGUGCGUUCCAUGUUAAUCCUCAAUAUGAAUGUCCUCCACCGGAGAUGUGUCUGGGGGAUUAUAGUCAGUUCAAAGCAUAUACAACGAGGAACAUAUGGCCAAGUGAUAAUACGAUUAAACUGUUUGAAAAAGAUUUCAAAGAGUUGUGCAACUAUAUCUUGAACGUGGCUGGGAAAGUAGCUCGAAUAUGUGAUCAAUAUAUGACCCAGAUAGUUGAAGAUUUCCAGCCAGGAUUCCUUGAGCGGAUAGUUAAAGAGUCUACCACUACAAAGGCUAGAAUGCUCCAUUAUUACCCUAUUGCAGGCACAUCAGGCAUACAAGAUGAUUGGUGUGGUGAACACUUGGAUCAUAGUUGUCUUACUGGGCUUUUACCUGCCUCAUAUGUUGAUGGUGGUGGUGAAAUUGUGAGUGAUACAAGUCCGGACAAUGAAGGAGGACUUUAUAUUCGCAAUAGGAAAGGCGAACUGGUUAAAGUGGAUAUCCCAUCAGAUUGUAUAGCUUUCCAAACGGGGUCUGCAUUAGAAGAAAUUACCAGAGGCAGAUUUAAAGCUGUUCCUCAUUAUGUAAAGGGUGUUCUGGUGGAAGGCAUUGCCAGGAAUACAUUGGCUGUGUUUUGUCAGCCUAAUUUACAUGAAUUGGUUAAUGAUACUCAAGACUUUGCUCAAUAUGCACAAAUGAUUCUUGAAAAGCAUCACUAA
This is a messenger RNA of Lizanozyma spartinae, 999 nucleotides long. RefSeq lists its product as uncharacterized. The record is from RefSeq and is a predicted model, not a curated record. The transcript has a single exon. Bases 1 to 999 code for a protein of 332 amino acids. NCBI's taxonomy places the organism in Eukaryota, Fungi, Ascomycota, Pichiomycetes, Serinales, Debaryomycetaceae.